AUGAGCUGUAGCGAGCAGACGGGGUCGGGUGAAUCGAGCGAUCAUCAGCUGGUGGUGGAUAGCUGGGAGGAGGCCGGGGAUGAGGCUGUUGAAGAACGACAAAAACAGCUUUUAAAGAAAAAGCACAAGGAGGAGGAGAUGAGAGCUCUACGCGAACAAGCUGCUGCAGCGCAACAGAAUCAAAUUACAACAGUGGGUGAUCGGCAGAGCGGAAUAAAAAUCUUGCGAAGACCUCAAAGUUGUGGCACAUUGCCCUCACCCUCGACGAGGCCCGAAGUGCCAAAAACUGAUGAAACUCAACAGCAACAACUACAGACACAAGCCAAGCUGAAGAGUUUAGAGGAGCGUCAAGCGGCGUAUCAGCAGGCACGCGAGCGUAUAUUCGGUAAAUUCAAUCCGGACGAGGAGGUGGAGACU
Messenger RNA from Anisakis simplex (herring worm), 417 nucleotides. Lineage: Eukaryota; Metazoa; Nematoda; Chromadorea; Rhabditida; Anisakidae. The record is from the annotation of a GenBank genome assembly.